AUGAUCCAUCCAGUGCGUGCGGCUCAGAGCUGGCGCCCCGGGAACUGUAAACCCACGGCGGUUGUGCUCAUGAACGCGUCAAGAAUGCGGUCAACAGCCGGUAAGGGCGUAUGCCCGAUGGAAGUCAAUAGGGCGGACCAAGUUGUGCUAUACUUGCAGUUCAAAAAGACCCUCGACGGAUGCGAGUUCAUCGACCUCGCCGGCGGAUGUUGCGCGCAGCUCCUAUCAGUCUUCCAUUCAAAGAGCAUGCUGAAGGCAGCGCGGAACGCGGUGUCCGCGAGCGUCCUCGCUUGCCACCGACAUGUCCUAGGCAAAAUGGGACAAACCCUUGACAGUCGUGUGGCCACUACCUUCGGCGGUCCACUGUACACCACUCGGUUCGCUAUGCGUCCCGGCGUUCUGCUACCCGAAGACCUUGUUAGAAUUAGCGGAUAUCAUAUAGGGAGCACGCACAUUGUCCGCGCUUGA
This is a messenger RNA of Fomitopsis serialis, 468 nucleotides long. RefSeq lists its product as uncharacterized. Lineage: Eukaryota; Fungi; Basidiomycota; Agaricomycetes; Polyporales; Fomitopsidaceae. The record is from RefSeq and is a predicted model, not a curated record. The transcript has a single exon. The coding region runs from base 1 to 468 and encodes 155 amino acids.